AUGUCGGGCACCAGACCCUCGACACACGCGGAAAAGAGAAGCAGCGGCGUGGCGGGCUUCGGCGAUCGGGGCUCUGGGGCCUCCGCCGCAUCCCGGCCCCGCAUGUCGGAUGGCGGUGGAAGCUUCAGGGCCGACGCCAGCAAGCCGUCCGAUCCAAAGAUCAGCAGCCGCUAUGCCGAGGCGACACACAAGCGGUCUACGUCGGGCCAUCCAAACCUACGCUCGGCGAGCAGCUCUUUCGAGGAGCGAGAGCGACGCACCGAGAAGGUGCAGGUGACCACGCGAGAGACCCUCACAGCCCGCACGAGGAGCCCGCAGCGCCGUAGCACAACCACCGAGAAGGGUAGGACCGCCGACGGGCCGAAGCAACGAGCGCCCGAGCCAAGGCCAAGGGAAGCCAGGCAGGAGACACCGGUGCCAGAUAAACCUCACCCGCCGCCAUGGGAGCCGGAGGCGACGCUGCUACCGCACACGACAGCACCCCUGGCAUGCCGCAUCUCCAUCCCUCCACUCGCAUCGGCCGCGCCGCAGGGCCUGCAACCCAAACCGCUCCACGAACUCUCGCUCGACGCUCAGGAGGCCGUCAUUAUCGAAGACCUGUUGUUUGUCUUUAUGGGAUUCGAGGGCCGGUACAUCCGAUUUGCCAAAGGCUACAACCCUUUCGAAGAGCGGGACCGCUUGUCGGGACCCCAAUGGCGCAUCCUACCGGGACUGGACCCGAGUCUGCAUGAUCUCACCCAAUCGAUGCUGCGCAUGGCCAGUCACUACACAGCUCUCGAGACCUUUGUCGACGUGCAGAGCCGUGACGAGUUUGGCUCGGUCAACCACGCCUUGUGUGCGUCCAUACGUAAGCUGCUGCAGGAGUACCUCGUCAUGGUCGCCCAGCUCGAGACACAGUUCCUCUCAAACGACGCCUUCACGCUGCAUGUGCUCAACGUGCAUGUAAUGCCGACGAGCCACAUGAUGGCUCAGCUUUACGCGCUGGCGCACGAGUUGCUGAAACGGAACGCGCUGCUGGACGACGAGACGGACGAAUCAAGCGACAGCAACGACGACUUUGACCACAUACUGGAGCAGCUGAGGGAAGGCGGUGAGCUGGUACCGGGCAAUAUGACUGGGAAAAAGAUAUGCAAGGGCGGGGUGGUGCUCGGGGUCAUCACUAAGAGGCUAGAAUCCAUGUCAGGAGAUCCGGCAGCUCGCGCUCUGCUGACAUCGCUGCUCCGCGACGCAAGCCGGCCGUACAUGACGAUGCUGAACGAGUGGCUCCACCACGGUGCCAUCAACGAUCCCCAUUCCGAGUUUCUGAUUAAAGAGCAGCGGAGUAUCCGUCGGGAGCGGUUGGAGCAGGACUACACCGACGAGUACUGGGAGCGGCGGUAUACCAUCAGGGACCAUGACGUUCCGCCCCAGCUCGAGGGCGUCAAAGACAAGGUCCUGCUGGCUGGCAAGUAUCUAAACGUGGUCAGGGAGUGCGGCGGGGUCGACGUUAGUCUGCAGGUUAAAGAUGUGCCGACUUCGUUUGACGACAGCCACUUUCUGGACAACGUCAACAACGCGUAUGCUCACGCGAACGAAUCGCUGAUGCACCUGCUCCUGACAGCUCACGGGCUCCCGGCACGACUGCAGUCGCUGAAGCACUACUUCUUCCUGGAUCCGUCGGACUAUUUCUCCUAUUUCCUCGAAUUGGGUGCUUCAGAGCUGCGAAAGCCCGUCAAGUCGGUCAACACGGGCAAGCUGCAGUCGUUGCUCGAUCUCGUUCUGCGUCAACCCGGCAGCGUGGUAUCGCUGGAUCCGUUCAAGGAGGAUGUCAAGGUCGAGAUGAACGAGAUCACCCUGACAAAGUCGCUUCAGCGUGUCGUCAACAUCACGGGGAUUGAGCAGGGCGAGACACUACAGCCGUUGUCGAGCAACCAGCCACCAGAGAGUGACAAGAACGCCAACGGAUUCACCUCGCUGCAGCUCGAUUACGCCGUUCCCUUUCCCGUCUCGCUCGUUAUCAGCCGCAAAACGUUGUCAACAACCUGGCAGACGCACACAAGGGGGUUCGUGUGGUCGUACAAGUCGUCGGCGCGCAGCCUCGAGAUCUGGAAGCGCCGGGUGUGGACGCUGCGCGCGCGCAUGCUUGUCUUUGUCCAGCAGCUGCUGUACUUUUGUACCGCCGAGGUCAUCGAGCCGAACUGGCAGAACCUGAUGGCGCGGUUGCGCAGGAACGAUGGUGGCAAGGACCAGGACGGCACACCGAAUGCCUCGACGGGCGUCACCCGCACUGUCGACGAGUUGAUGCAGGACCACGUGGAUUUUCUCGACACUUGUCUCAAAGAGUGCAUGCUAACCAACAGCAAGCUGUUGAGGAUACACUCCAAACUAAUGCAAACCUGCACCGUUUUUGCAACCUACACCAACUGGCUCUCGCGCGAGCUCGAAAAGGCCGACCCGGACUUGUCGGGCAUGAAUAAACCGCCCAACAUGACGGCCGAUCAGUGGCGCCACUUUCAGACGAUCCGCACUCAGAAAGCCACGUCCCAUGGGCAGGACCCCAAUUCGUCGGCGCUCCAACCCGCCGCAGCAGACGGCUCAGGAGGAGGCGCAGGGACGGGUGACGAGGCGCGUAUUGGGGAGCUGUUUGAUGUCAUGCGUAAGUGGGAGACAAACUUUAGCCGGCACCUGCAGAUUCUGCUGGACGCGCUGAACCAUUAUGCUGCGACCGAGACGGUGGUGUUGUUGAGUCUCUGCGCGAGGCUGAGUACGGCGAACCAAGGGACCGAGUAUGCCGGGAUGAGGGGGGAAGAGGAUGGGAUUGUCUGAGGUGGCGGGAGUUGAGAGGUUUACUACUGCGAAGCAGGGAAGGAGUUCAGGCAUCGUCUUUGGGUUGGGGUCAGGGCUGGGGCGCGUGUAGGAGUGGGAAUACGUGAAUAUUAAGAUCGGCUGCAUCAGUGGAGUCUGAGGAGGGUUGGAAUGGUCGUGUCGAUGGUAGACAUGCUCUACUGCUCGGGACCUAUAUGUCGUAUCAAUACAGGUACUGACCCCCUCGCACCAAGAUGACCCUGUCUUUUCGACUCUGGGUUUCUUCGCUCUGGGUAUUUCUCUGUCUUGGGAUGAACCGAAGAAGGAAUGGAAGAAGACUGGAGAAGCAAGUCAACAUGAUC
This is a messenger RNA of Parathielavia appendiculata, 3146 nucleotides long. RefSeq lists its product as uncharacterized. Gene Ontology annotation, cellular component: equatorial microtubule organizing center; centrosome; mitotic spindle pole body. NCBI's taxonomy places the organism in Eukaryota, Fungi, Ascomycota, Sordariomycetes, Sordariales, Chaetomiaceae. The transcript is spliced from 4 exons. Gene Ontology annotation, biological process: mitotic cell cycle; spindle assembly; microtubule nucleation. Gene Ontology annotation, molecular function: gamma-tubulin binding; microtubule minus-end binding. The coding region runs from base 1 to 2805 and encodes 934 amino acids. The record is from RefSeq and is a predicted model, not a curated record.